AUGGCGUUCUGGCGGCUUGCGGUACAGAUACCAACUGGUCGAAGAGUGGACAGAGGAAGACAAUGUUGUCCUUGCAAAAAAGAAGAAGAAGAAGUUAAAAGAUGGCCUUCCUUCGGUGAGGGCGCAAUCACAAGCGAAAUAUCAAAGAACACUUGUGCUUGGGUCAUCCAAUCAGAGACUCUUGCACGGCUUGCCGUAAUCGGAUCAAUAUAUAACCGUUGCUUUGAUACAGUUUCUGGUUACUUGAAUGCAGCUGUUGGAGUGAGGCCUGAACAGCAGAAACUCAAGAUAUGCCACGAAAUACGAUGCCGUGCUGAACUUGUCUUUGGAUAG
This is a messenger RNA of Nannizzia gypsea CBS 118893, 333 nucleotides long. RefSeq lists its product as hypothetical. Lineage: Eukaryota; Fungi; Ascomycota; Eurotiomycetes; Onygenales; Arthrodermataceae. The record is from RefSeq and is a predicted model, not a curated record. The transcript has 2 exons. The coding region runs from base 1 to 333 and encodes 110 amino acids.